CAUCCCCAUGCUUUCCCCCAUCUUGUGGCUUAUUCUUCAACUCACGAAGUGAGCAGUUGACACUGCAUCUUCGCCCAUCCGUCUACCUUCAAACCCCAUUCCAACUGAAACCAUGAGCAACGAUCAGCCACAGUCUCCCCGCCACUGGCACGGAGACCCCGGGAACCGUCACGAGCAUCUCAACGUCUGGGUCCGCGGUGGUCCGUCCUCGCCCUACUUCCGCCGUCCUUCGGUGCCAGGCGGAUCGGUGUACACCACCGCGACCGGACCGGAGAUGACUACCGAUAGACGCGGCUCAAACUCCUCUGAUAUGUCUUCCAACUCCAACAACAUGGCCAGCAGUCCGCCUCGGGCCCCGGACAGGAGACGCUCCAGUGGCCAAAACUCCUCCUUGUUCGAUGGCCUGACCAGCCAGAAGCGGAACUCGGCCGACCCCAACUUUGCAUCGCGCCGUGAGAGCUAUACCGAGCAGGCCCAGACAGGUGGGAUGUUUGCCCGGUGGUGGGAUGGAUACACCCGGGGAUCUAACCAGGGAAAGUAAACCACGGGAGGUCUAUGUUUGGUAGUAGUAGUCAUGAUCUUCUGUAUCUGUUGUCACGUUUAUUUUCUGUUUAUGACCUGAGAUAGCAUGGCGCGAGAGAAAAAGAAACAUUCAAAUGUCCCCGUUGUGUGUAUGGGAGCACAACAUGUUGACGGGCUGGGCCGAUAUCAUUAUGUCAAAUAUGCAUCGCAGUCAUAUAGUCUUCUCAUGAAAUUAGUGUUG
Aspergillus japonicus CBS 114.51 is the source of this 763-nucleotide messenger RNA. RefSeq lists its product as uncharacterized. Lineage: Eukaryota; Fungi; Ascomycota; Eurotiomycetes; Eurotiales; Aspergillaceae. The record is from RefSeq and is a predicted model, not a curated record. The coding region runs from base 113 to 541 and encodes 142 amino acids. The transcript is spliced from 2 exons.